Molecule: messenger RNA, 820 nt
Organism: Arachis stenosperma
Lineage: Eukaryota; Viridiplantae; Streptophyta; Magnoliopsida; Fabales; Fabaceae
Product: GRF1-interacting factor 2-like
Exons: 4
Coding region: 115-777 (220 amino acids)
Source: RefSeq, a predicted model, not a curated record
CACAUUCGCAGAAAACACUGCAACAUUUGAGCUUCUUCCGUAUACUGAUUUGAUUUCUGUGGGGGAGCAACUAGGGUUAGGGUUUUGGUGUUUUUCUGAAGACUAACAUCGAAAAUGUUCAACGGUGAUCCUUCACCUCCACUCUCAACAGAGAUGAUCCAAAAGUACUUGGAGGAGAAUAAGGAGCUGAUAAUGGCAACAAUGGAUGGUCAAAAUCAGGGGAAGUUUGCUGAAGCUUCCCAAUGUCUAGCGAAGCUUCAGCACAACUUGACAUAUCUAGCCAAACUUGCAGAUGCUGCACCUCAGCCUCAGCCUCUGCCACAAUCGCAGUCACAAUUACAGCCGCAACCCCAGAUGCACCCUCAGGAGCAAGGGCAAGGGCAAGGCAUGCAGCAUCCUCAUGUAGCAACGUCUCAGCAGCAAGAUCUUUCUACCUUAAACUUGCGUUUUGAUAUGAAUGACAAUCAUCUUCAGCAGCAGCAACAUCAUAUGGCAAUGUCUCAACAACAACAGCAGCACGACCUUUCAACAUCAAAAUUGGCUUUUCAGAUGAGCGAGCAGCAGCAGCACAAGAUCCCAGCAUUCUUCCAGCAACAGCAACAGCAACAACUCAUGUUUGGAGGAAGCAGCAACAGUGGGUAUUAUCAGGCCCAAACCAGACUGAAUAACCUCUCAGAUAUGCCGGAAACCAACCAUAUUGCCUCAUCAGAUCUUAGUCCUGUUUGGUCACUAGCCAAGUCACCAUCUGGAUCCACUGCUGGAAAUACUAGAUCAUAAAAAUGUAUCAUAUUUACUCUUGAACACCAACCUAGAAUAGUUU